Messenger RNA from Dipodomys ordii (Ord's kangaroo rat), 4077 nucleotides. RefSeq names its product heterogeneous nuclear ribonucleoprotein A3 (gene Hnrnpa3). Bases 69 to 1208 code for a protein of 379 amino acids. The record is from RefSeq and is a predicted model, not a curated record. The transcript is spliced from 11 exons. Gene Ontology annotation, molecular function: RNA binding. Lineage: Eukaryota; Metazoa; Chordata; Mammalia; Rodentia; Heteromyidae.
ACUAGCCCCGCCUCUUCCUCUCGGUCCCAUAUUGAACUCGAGUUGGAAGAGGCGAGUCCGGUCUCAAAAUGGAGGUAAAACCGCCGCCCGGUCGCCCCCAGCCCGACUCCGGCCGUCGCCGCCGUCGCCGGGGGGAGGAGGGCCAUGAUCCAAAGGAACCAGAGCAGCUGCGGAAGCUGUUUAUUGGUGGUCUGAGCUUCGAAACUACAGAUGAUAGUUUAAGAGAACAUUUUGAGAAAUGGGGCACACUCACAGAUUGUGUGGUAAUGAGAGAUCCUCAGACAAAACGUUCCAGGGGCUUCGGUUUUGUGACUUAUUCUUGUGUUGAAGAGGUGGAUGCAGCCAUGUGUGCUAGACCCCACAAGGUUGAUGGACGUGUUGUGGAACCAAAGAGAGCGGUUUCUAGAGAGGAUUCUGUGAAGCCAGGAGCCCAUCUAACAGUGAAGAAAAUUUUUGUUGGUGGUAUUAAAGAAGAUACAGAAGAAUAUAAUUUGAGAGACUACUUUGAAAAAUAUGGUAAGAUUGAAACCAUAGAAGUUAUGGAAGACCGGCAGAGUGGAAAAAAGAGAGGAUUUGCUUUUGUAACUUUUGAUGAUCAUGAUACAGUUGAUAAAAUUGUUGUUCAGAAAUACCACACUAUUAAUGGGCAUAAUUGUGAAGUGAAAAAAGCCCUUUCUAAACAAGAGAUGCAGUCUGCUGGAUCACAAAGAGGUCGUGGAGGUGGAUCUGGCAACUUUAUGGGUCGUGGAGGAAACUUUGGAGGUGGUGGAGGUAAUUUUGGACGUGGUGGAAACUUUGGUGGAAGAGGAGGCUAUGGUGGUGGAGGUGGUGGCAGCAGAGGUAGCUAUGGAGGAGGUGAUGGUGGAUACAAUGGAUUUGGAGGUGAUGGUGGCAACUAUGGCGGCGGUCCUGGUUAUAGUAGUAGAGGAGGCUAUGGUGGUGGUGGACCAGGUUAUGGAAACCAAGGUGGAGGAUAUGGUGGUGGUGGAGGAGGAUAUGAUGGUUACAAUGAAGGAGGAAAUUUUGGUGGUGGUAACUACGGUGGUGGUGGCAACUAUAAUGAUUUUGGAAAUUACAGUGGACAACAGCAAUCAAAUUAUGGACCCAUGAAGGGGGGCAGUUUUGGUGGAAGAAGCUCUGGCAGUCCAUAUGGUGGUGGUUAUGGAUCUGGUGGUGGAAGUGGUGGAUAUGGUAGCAGAAGGUUUUAAAAACAACAGAAAAAGGGUUGAAUGUGAACCCUACUUGCCUAAAUGAGGAAUGUCUUUCCUACCAUCUUAAAUACGAAGGUUUCUGGCUGGGUAAGGUUUGUAGCUCACAGUAAAACCUAUGACAUUUAUUUUCCCACAAAUCUAUUACAUAUUUAGAAUUUCAUCCCCCACUAGUAGGGACAUUGGCGAGAUUCUCAAGCUGAAUUUUUGGUACCACAUUCAAACUUUAAAGCCUUCGCUUUUUUAAUUCCCCUGCAAUAACCAUUAGUGUUCAUAAGUUAGACAUGGCAUUUUUUUUCAUCUAUAUAGAUAGAGUUCAUUAAGUGUCUAGGGUAAUACAGUUUCCAGUAAAGGAAAGUAUGAAAACUUUAUUGUAAUAAGCAUAACUUCUGACAUGAUUAAGCUGCCAAUCCUCAUGCUUAGGAAAAACACAAUGAAUUUAACACAGUUGAUGAAACAGGAUCUCUGUUCAAGUGUCCUCAAGUUAUCUUGCACGCAAACUUAAUUAUUUGUACCAGCAGGUUAAAUUUUGUUUGGUUUAUCUUAACAGUAAGGUUCUGAUACUACUUCUAAAAGUCACCUUUCCCCCCACAUUUUGGUUGCUACUUAAAUCAGUUGCUGAUUGUCAUAAGGGCUACUUUUUCUGCCCUAAAAGGGCUUGUUAAAAAUUGAGGUUUAAUUUAUUAACACUUCAGGGGACAGUCACUCCAAAUGUACUAGUUUCUAAGUUGUAAGUCAGUGUCUUAACAUGAACAGCAAUAGCUCACCAGAGUGUAUUUGCAGAGAAAGGUUGGGUCUAGAUCAGAACUGGAAUUUCUCAAUCAGAAUUAAGGUAAUAACCUUUCUACAUGGUUUAGUUAAAAAAGGGAAACUUUCUUUUAAAGGUAUUUUCAUUUCAUCUGAAAUAAAGUGAUUUUAUUUAAACACAGUUCCAUUGUCAUUUCUGAAAAAUCAGUUAUAGUGCCAAUAAAGGAUGUUAUAGGAAAUGGUCAGGGGAAAUUUCAAUCUUUAAACCUAUAGGUUUUUGUUUCCAAUACUGCAUUUUUAAGGUAAACUUACAUAUUUUUCAUGUCCUAAAAAUAACUGGUAAAAGUCUCACUGUUAGAGGACUAAAUAGAAAUAGGCUUAAAUUCAAGGUUUUCAGUUGUCUCAGUAUGAAAUACUUCUCAACUUUCAGGUUGGUGUCACAAAGGUAGUGCAUAAGCAUGCUAAUGAUGCAGAAGUUGUGUAUGGUUUGUUAGCCUGUCCACAAUUUUAGAGCUUGUUUUCUGAUUUUUAAGACAUAAGAGGUGGUCUGUAAUGGAUUUAAAUGUUUCAUUUGUAGCAUAAUGAAAUGUUUACAGAAAGAUAACUUUUUCAUUAAACUAUUUUUUAGAAAUUUGUGUCUUGUUUUGUUACUUUAGUGUUCAUAAUACAGGUAAAACUUCGAUAGCAAAAGCUUGUUUUAAAAGGAAGUCUAUUGAAUGGAAAGGUUAGAAUAAAGGUACUUUUGAAGAUUUACUGCUAUUUUUAAAAGGACACUUAUAUCUUGGACAGGAGUAAUUGGGCAAUUGGAUGCAUGAGAAGAAACACGCUGGGAAAGAAUUGUGUGUUGGGGGUAAAGUGGUUUCUUACACUUGAAUAGACAAAUGGAACAUAAUUUUAUGAGUAGGGGAAAGGUUAUAUGAAAACGUUAACCUACAGCAAAUUUAACCCAAAUGAAAGGUACAAGGAUAUGCUUAUAGUCACUAGAUUUGGUUAUAUUGGUUGUAGUUUGGGUUGAUAAUGUGGUUUUAAAACUACAGCAUUGCAUAUUGGUAUUUCUAGCUUUAAAAGCUUAAUAGCUGUUAGUAUCAUUUGAAUAUGCUUUGAGUUGAAGUAUUCUAGAGUCAGAUAAGGAUUUUGUGGUUUGCUGUUAACAGGAUCCUAAGGUUCUCAUAUCAAACUGGUUUUAUAUAAGUGUGUUAUGUACAGUUAAGUGAUCUUAAGUAGAUGUAUAUCUUAAUAAUACAUGAUACCUGAAGUCAGAACAAGAAUACUUACAGGAAGCAUACUUUUUUUUCAGAAUGAAAACAACAGGGAAACAUUUGAGUGUUGCAGCUAUUAAAUUGGAAAAUGCAGUGUUUCUUUGCAAAUAUGGGACCUUGUUCUAUAUUAUAUUGGUUUAACUUUGGAUUGAAUGAAUUAUGUCAAGUUUUGGGCCACUUAGCAAAAUAAGCUAAUUUUGCUUAUCCUGAUUUCAGACUGCCAUGUAAUGGCAAGGGGUGCGGUUCGUUGAGCUGCAUGCAUGUUAAUGUAACUAAUUGGCAAAGCUCUGAAAGCUAGCUAGAAAAUAAUUCCAGUGUUGGUGUAGUAAUGGGUCAAGUUAGGCAAAGGGGUUAAUUAAUGGCUUUGGAUUAUUUUAAAGGUAGAGCUGGUUAAAUUGGGCUAAGUUACAUCCAUGUAUAAUCAUGAAUGUAAUUAAAUGGUUUUUAACAGGAAAGGUUUCUGUUAGAUGUUAACAGACUUUUCUUAAUAAACAUGUAGAUUUACAUUCUUUAAAAUACACCAGGGCUAGAGGUAUGGCUGAAAGCCCCCAGUUUAAACCCUCGUAUCACCAAGGCAUUUGUCACUUUCAUUGGGUUGUUGAUUUGUAGUCAAAUCUCACUGUCUUGAUUUCAAUAGGUAUUAAAGAAUGUAAUUAAGAUUUUGUUACUCUCAUUCUUAAAUUUUGUCAAUCCGAUUUAAGCAACUUAGCUUUGUUUUGACCAUUGUCAAGUUAUUUGGAAGUUUUGUGUUCAUUUCUUUCUGGCUGUUCGAUAAUAUCAACAGACCUUCUCAAAUGGUGACCUUAUGUGCAUACAUGUGGAGUUUAGAUAUUUCAGUGACUAAUAAAGUAUUUUGUGACUUA